This is a messenger RNA of Bactrocera neohumeralis, 11939 nucleotides long. RefSeq lists its product as uncharacterized. The transcript has 6 exons. Lineage: Eukaryota; Metazoa; Arthropoda; Insecta; Diptera; Tephritidae. The record is from RefSeq and is a predicted model, not a curated record. Bases 1300 to 2835 code for a protein of 511 amino acids.
UAUUCAUCAAAAAAUAUUCGAAACGCCGCUUUCUAACGUCAUUCCCGGUGCGUCCGUGCACAACUCCUCACGAUACAAUGCAAAACACUGACUUGCAACACUCACCACAUCAUACAUGCCAACACUAGGGUAUCUUUUUUCGGUCGAUCUCCGCUCUGUUGUUAAAAAACUUAGUUUUUACUUGAUACUCAGUUUACUAUUCUGUUUUAAAUUUAAGGAAAGGCUGGGCUCGAGUGUAGACAAACAUUUUAUAUUCUUGCAAUUUCCAAAAAUCAAAUUCGAUGUUGCAACUAUUAAGUAAUACCCGUGACAGACAUGUGACAAUACCAUAUAUGGUACAAAUACCAUAUGUGUAUCACCAAAUACUAGCAAAAUAACAUAUGAGCAUUGUAGUAUUUUGCUGAUAACUAAUAAAUAAAUGCUAAUAAAUACCAGGGAACGUAUAAUAUAGAGAAGGUUCAUGGUGUGCCGAUUGUCAUCACGUUCCUCUUUUUGGAGGGGUUGAGUUUUCUAUUAGUGGAUUUCACCACAAAAAUAUUAUUAGCGGAUUUCACCAAUAUUUAACAUGAAGGGGUCGAAAAUAGCAGAAUUGAGCAUUUUCAUUGUUAAAUGAGAAAAGUGAUGCUAAUUUCAAUGUUUACAAAUGUACACAGAGAAAAAUAUGGCUAAUAAAAAUAAAAAGAUUGUCUCUAUGAUCAGUUGCAGGGACCAAGAAGCGGACAGAAGUCAAAGACGAAGAUAUUUUCAUAGAGAUUUCUUCUUAUUUAUAUGUGGGAAAUCUUCUUAUUUUUAUUUAAAAGUUUAUCUGCUUAAAAUAAUGAGAAAACUUCUUGUUCGAUAAAUUCUGUCUAAAUGUAGGAGAAGGCGGUGAGAAGAGAAUGGAAGCGUACCGUUGCAAGUUCCAUUGAUUUCUUUUGACAUCUUUUUUUCCAUACUCUUGAAUUCAAAAAGUAACUGAAGUGUAUGAAAGAAAAUAGAAAACAAAAACGAAAUGUAAAUCACUAUAAGCAACAAUAACAUAAUGAUAUGUGUUGAGCACGCAACCAUAACAUACAUUAUACGCGUCGAAGUGCACGGGAUGUAGCCUUGCGUAUAUUAGUUAAAAAAAAAGAGCAAAUGCACAAACAAAAACAAACUAUUCACAAGCAUAAGCAUUUCAAUGUCGCCAAUCGUAACUGUAUUUCUAUCGGCUCGUGUUUUUGCAUGCUUAAGAUGAUGCAAUAAUUAUUGGGCAUCAGUCAGUAUUAACGUGAGUGUGGCCCGACGCGUGUCUUAUAAAAAUUGUGACAAGUUUGUAAAAUGGAUAUAUUCAGUUCGGAUGAAAAUAGUAACGCUCCUUGCACAUUAGAUGCAAUUGAAACGCUGCCCAUUUUUAAAUCAUGGGAGUUAAAUGAUGAUAUUUGCUCCAUUCUUGUGAACUACGGAGUGACAUCAACGAUAAUUUUAACAAAAAUGGAUUGGGAAGAUAUCGACUGUUUAUGUGAAAUAAACAAAUUUUUUGGCGAAUGCAUCAAGUUUAAAGCGGGAUUAAGAGAAUGGAGGAAGAACAUGAAUAUACCGCUUGUACGUGAUGCAAGCACCUUAUCUGCGAGUAGUCGAAUUUUGGAGUGGUUAGAGAAAAUUUCUGACGACUUAAAUGCAGCUAAAAGUUCAAGAGAUUCUUCACCAGUACUCCAGCCAACGUAUGAUAACUGCAUGGACAGUCGCAGCUUAACCGACCUUUUAAAAGGUACGGUUAAAGGGCAGCUUGUGCUUCACUUUCAGCAGAAAAAUGGUUUCUUGGACGCCAAGCAGCAGAAUACAUUGUGUCUCUGCAUAAUAGAGAAUUAUAUAGGAAGGCGGAAAAAACUGACAUAUGGAGAAAUGCAAAAGUGGGCCAACAUCAUCUGCGAUGUAUUCCCCAAAGAGAAUCCGGAAACAUAUUUUCUAGCAAGAAAAUAUGGUAAGAAAAAUCCUACGGGAAAGCUAUUUUCACGCUGGACGAAUGCUGACAAAACCAAUUAUAAAAAGUUUUCAACCGAUCGUACAACUACCGCUUCGCCAGCAGCUUUGUCCAGCGAUAAGUAUUACGAAAAGAAGUGCUGGCUACAGAAUAAUUGCACACCAUGGGAACAGGUUAUUGAUUACUGGAAGGAGACAUCUGGUCAAAGAAUUAUAGAUAUCCAUAACGCCAGUUCUUUAAGCUGCAUUUUUAGUGAAUGGCCGCGCUAUAAGGACUUUCGUGGAUAUGAACUUGUAGAAAUAGACUUUGAGACUCUUUACCACGGGAAAGGAAAUAUGUUAUUUUUGAAAUUGGAGAAGUUUUAUAAAGAAAUCCUCAAAAUUUUUGAUAGAGAUAUAAAAGACCGUGUUUCAAGGGAACUAUUCUUAAAGUAUUUGCACAUUGACAACAUCUCAAAUGAAUGUAAAUAUUGUAUAAGUACAAUUCUUCUACAUGCUUUGCUACAGCCUUUGAGGCUUAAUAAGGACAAAAAACCAACAAUAGCUGAUGCCCAAACAGAUUUCGUAACACUCGUUGCAACACGUAAUGAUAUUCAACCCACAAUAACUGAAUUGAAGAAUAAGUUUGCGGUAAGAAAGGAGAAACUACAGCCGAGAAUUAUCGUCGUUGGAUCAGAUUGGUCAUCCAUUUCAGAGUUUUAUGUUUUUUGCGAUGGUCUGCAAUGGAAAUGUACUACGUAUAUGAAGUGCGUUGACUGCAUUAUUAAACUAUCGUACGUUUAUAAGAUAGAGUAUUCACAAAGAAGCAAGCAAGUAUGGGCAUUUUUAAAACAAUAUUUUUUUGAGUUGAAAUCCGAAGAAUUUUCUUCAGUGGCAAAUCUUUUGAGUAAAUGAAACUAAUUUCGUCUAAUUUUGGUAUAAUGCCCAAUUUUGCUUGUUUCAUUUGUCAAAAAGCUCACUUAAAUCCUAUAGAGCUGAUUAAACAUCUAAAGUCAGCACAUGGUACUCCACCAGUUUGUAAAUUUCAAUGUAACGAAUAUAAUUGCAAACAAAUUUUUUAUAACAUUCACAGAUUUCAAAUUCACCUCAAAAAACAUUUGAAAAUAGAAAUUCGCAAUAGCCAAUCUUGUAAAGAAAAUUCUCUUGCUCUUAAUAUUCCAAUUAAAACAACUAAUUCAUCAAAUCAACUAGUACCAAUUCAAAAUAUUACUUCUUUAAAAGAUUCAAUGAUCGCGUUUCUACUUCAACUGCAUUCCAAUACGAAUUUUUCUCGGAAAGACGUAUUCGAAAUUCAAAAUUCCGUAACAGAGUUAAUUUCAACCCCAAUAUGUGAAAUAUUAAGAGCCAUUAGUAAUUUUCAUGAAAAUAAUUCUGUAAUUGAGGAAGUAAUUAAGAUUAUAUCAGCCAUUUUAUGAUUUAACCACCAAAUACAAAUUUUUCAAAGAAAUAGAAAAACUAGACCUGGAUAAACAUCUGCAAAAAUACAUUGUUAGCGACGAACUCUCAGAAGUCAUACUUAAUAACAACCCAACUUUAACCUCAGAUAGAACCGAAAUAACCCUAUCAGACAUUCCUUUUCAAAUUAAAAAAUUUUUUGAGAGUAAAGGGAUUUUAGAGGCAACGCUUUUAAAUAUGAAAAACUUUUCAGAAAACCUUCCUUAUACUCAUUUCAUCAAUAGCAGCUUUUGGCAAAAUUCAAAGAAAAAUAAUGUAACGAUUCCAUUUUUUUUUUGUAUAUGGAUGACUUCGAAAUUAAUGAUCCUUUGGGCAGUAAAUCUGGCCAACAAAAAGUUUGCGGUAUAUAUUAUAACUUUCCAAGCGUACCUCAGUACCAACUUAGCAAAUUAUCAAAUAUAUUUGUAGCAGGGGUUGUUAAAGUUCGAGAUCUACAAGAUUGUGUUCUGAAUAUUUUAAAAACAUUGAAAAUUAAUGGCCUUCAAAUAAAUGUAGAUGGCAAAAGCUGUAUAAACAUUUUAAACUAAUCGCGUAAGCGGUGUCUACGCCAAUUAAGAAGAAGAAGAUUAUAUAAAUUCUAUUACAAAACCCAUACUAAUAAACCUAAGUUUCAGAAUUGUAAGAAAAAGUUUUUAUCAGUUUGUAGUUUGAUAAUUCAUUAAAUUUUUGUAUGUAUAGUAUUUAAACUAUAAUAAAAAAAAUAAUAAUGUGAAUUAUUUGUGAAAAGAUCCCAAAACCUUUCCCAUAUUUUAUUACUUACGAAAAGAAUCAUGUUAAGUUAUUUAAGUUAUUUUUUUACCCAACUUAUGUAAUAAAUAAACGUAAAAUGUUUAGAAUUGAAUGAAAACCUUAAUAUGUAAUAUCUGUAAUUUGUAUUAUCAACUUAUGCUUUUUAAAUAAAUGCAAAGCUCUAAACUUAUUAGAAUACUAAAACAUGCUUUUUAAUAAAUUCAAGAAGAUAGCUCUAUAAAAUUAAAAGGUAAACUUUUUAAUAAAUUCAAGGAGAUAAACUUAUAAAAACAAUAAGACAAACUUUUUAAAAAUAAAAAGAUUGACUUUUUAAUGAAUUUAAGAAGAUAUUCACAUAAAAUAUCGAAGAUUUCUUCUUGAUUUCAUUGAAAAUAUUUUCCUAUUUGGAAUAAGAAGGCGUUCUUCUUGAGGAAAAACCAUAGAGAUAUCUUUUUACUUUUGUUCUAUUUUAUUAGGUACUUUUCGCUCUGUGUAUGCUUACAGAUUCGCGUAUUUGCAAUGCGCAAACGACUAUGGAUAUCAUUUAUAGAUAUUCUCCAUAUAUUUGAUAACAAAGCUCAUAUGUACUUAUAUACUUAUCUAUGUACAUUAGAGUAAUUCAAAAAAAAAAUAUUUUUUUUUCGUUUGGUACUUGGAAAAAUAGGUUCCUAGACACCUCUAAGAAAGCCUUUCCAAAUAUGAGUUUUUAAUUGUAACGGGAAGGUCCUCCUACAUACAGUUUUCAAUUUUUUCUUAUUAUCAGAUAGAAAAAUUUAUAUCUCGCUUCCAACUACUUGGAAAAAAUGUCCUGUUCCUAAGAUUUUGUAGGAAAUUGAAUGCUCUACAAAAAAGGUGUAUUAAGAUUUUUUCGUAAACCCAAACGUUUAAAAGAUAUUAACAGUUAAAGUUUGAUUAUUUUUGGGAAAAUUUUUUAUUUCAUAUGAAUUUUAUAACUCAAUGAAAAAAAAUUAUUGUGUCACUGCGUAAUUUCUGAAAAAUAGGUUCCUAGACACCUCUAAGAAAGCCUCUCCAAAAAUCUAUUCAUAAUAUUUUUUUUUCAUUGAGUUAUAAAAUUCUUAAGAAAUAAAAAAAUUUCUCAAAAAUAAUCAAACUUUAACUGUUAAUAUCUUUUAAAUGGUUGAGUUUACGAAAAAAUCAUAAUAGACCUUUUUUUGUAGAGCAUUCAAUUUCCUACAAAAUCUAAGGAACAAUAUAUUUUUUUAAGUAGUUGGAAGGGAGAUAUAAGUUUUUCUAUCUGAUAAUAAGAAAAAAUAGAAAACUGUAUGUAGGAGGACAUUCCCGUUACAAUUAAAAACUCAUGUUUGGAGAGGCUUUCUUAGAGGUGUCUAGGAACCUAUUUUUCUAAGUACCAAACGAAAAAAUUUUUUUUUUUUUUUUGAAUCACUCUAAUGUACAUAUGUAUGUAUGCGCAAUUUGACCUAUUUAAUGAUAAAUUCCAUUAAAUCUGUUGGAAUUUAUAAUAAAGUCAUAUUUCCAUUAUUACCUAAAUAAAUAUAUGUACAUACAAGUUAUCACAGCUAAAAGUACAACAACAAAGUUGUCGUACUCGUAGCUAGCAAAUAUACUGAUAUUACCCAAUUCAGCAAUAUUCCGUAAAAAUACAAUAUCAUUGCUCAAUUUCCAAAAUUUACAACGACAGCACAUUUCGUCGGCACUAAACCAGAACGGAAGUCGUGCCGCCGCAAUGUGAGCCGUUUCUCGACCAAACUGAGGUUUGCUGUUUGGCUAUAAUUAUUGCUUACGUUAGUAUAUAGAAAUAAGUACUAGUAAGUAAGAAUUAGUACAUAUGUAAGUUUAUAGUAUAUAAGAAAAAUUCUGUAUAAAAGAAACGUUUUUAAUAAAGAAAUGCGAGUUCGACUUCACCAUUCAAACCAGCGUGUUGUUAAUCAUCUGGUGGCAAGCAUUAACUGGCGCCCGAGACUUCAAAUUUAAAUUGUCUAUAUCGGUUGAAAAAAGCAGCGUUAGAAAACUCUUAAUCGCGCAUUGAUAAAAUUGUUGUUGCCCGCGAGCAGAAAAACAAAAACAGCGUUAGGAAACUGCUGUUAUCUAAACAAAGUGUUUAAAGUAACUCUAAUCGCACAUUAAUAAAACCUCUGUUAUCCGCGUGUAAGUAACUAAGCAGCUUAACAAAACUGCUGUUAUCUAAAAACGUGCUCAAAGAGACUCAAAACUGUGCAUUAAUAAAAACUAUUGUUGCCCCUAAACAAGAAGGAAUCAACGUAGAAAAGCUGCCAUAACACCAAGUGCUCAAAGUGACUCUAAUACGACAAUAAUAACUGUGCAACUGAGAAAAUUAUUCUCGCAGCAUAUUCAACUGUGUAGACAAAAGUGCAAAACCACCAAGACAACAAUCAAAGCCUGAACUGUGACGUCAUCCACUCCCAAGUAGCGGAGUAAAACACCUCAAAAAGGAACAAGUGGACCGCCCGAUAUCAGGAUGCAGAAGCUGAUACUCCCGAUACUGUUGUAAGAAUUAAAAUUAAGUUAUUCACCUUUUUGUAAUCAAAUUUAUGUAUUGAGCAAUUUAAAAUAAAUUGUAAUAAGAGCGAGAUUAUAACAAUUAGCAAUAGAAAAAAUUGUAAAAACUGGUGAGCCUCAGUAUGGAGCAAGUACAAGAAGCCAUCACACACUUGACAGGCGCUAUAAACGCGCAAAUCGAGCAAGCUAAGAUAUUAAACAAUAGAAUAAAUCAAUUAGAAGCUAGAAUCAACCCACACAGCGAAAGCGCUAACCCAAAUUACCUUAUUCACUUAACAGAGGCAGACCUAGCCGAAAUUAGCAGAUUGCCUGAUAGUGUAAAGAACCUACCGACAUUCGAAGGAGACCCUAUCCAAUUUAUCUCCUGGAUCCACAAUGUGGAAUCUAUUUUACAGGACUAUGAGGUGAUAAGGACGAAGCCACUCUAUAGAGCCAUCUUACGGCACAUUAGGCAAAAAGUGAAAGGUCCUGCGGAUACGGCCUUAAUAUCAUAUAAUAUAUUUGAUGACGACUGGGUGACAAUCAAGAGUUGUUUGUCACUGCACUACGCAGACAAACGCGACCUAAGGACCCUAGAACACGAACUAGGAUCCUUAUCUCAAAAGCACUUUAGCGUAGAGCAGUUCUAUGCUCGAAUUAAUCACCAAUUAUCUUUGAUAAUCAAUAAAAUAAAGGGACAGGACUAUUCCAGAGAAACAAGUAGCGUGCUACUAGAAACUUAUAGGAACCGAGCCCUUGACGUAUUCAUCAGGGGCCUAAACGGUGAACUAUCCAGGAUGCUAGUCUUCCAGCGACCCAAGAACUUACCCGAAGCAUACGCUUCCUGUCUUGAAAUACAAAACAUAAACUUAAGAAACUAUUCAAUCUACCCAAGGAAUAUAGGUAGCUUAAGCCAAACGCAAAGAAACCAAAUGAACCAAAAACAGGUAUUUGUACCAAGGGAAUUAAACUCGUUCAAAAAAAAUCAAAUCUAUAAUAAAAAUAUUCAAACUCAAGCGCUACCUCCACCUAGGCCAACCCAACCCAAGCCUGCGGUCCCGAUGGAGGUAGACCCUUCAAUACACUCACGAAGAAUAAACUAUAUGAAUAGUACUGCCACUAAAACAAAAUAUCUCUAAACAAAUAAAUAAUAUUCAAGAAAACCCCUAUGAACAUGAAGUUAAGGAAAUGAUAAAUAAAUAUUGGGAACUUUUCGGACCAGUCUCCGACAGUGGGACAAUCGACACAACUGUAUUAGCAGAAAUUAGAACAACAAGUGAAGAACCGAUAUAUACAAAAUCAUAUCCUUACCCAACAAACCUACGGGGCGAAGUGCUACGUUUAUAUCGAUGAUUUUAUAAUAAUAGGAAAAACUAAAGAGGAACACUUACGAAAUAUUGAAGAUGUGUUCAUGCUUUUGUACAAGUCAAAUUUAAAAGUCAAUCUGGAAAAAUCUAAAUUUUUUAGAACAGAAGUAAAUUUUCUAGGUCAUAUCGUUACCGGCGAAGGUAUUUUGCCAGAUCCUGACAAAAUAUCCGCUAUUAAAAAAAUUCCCGCACCUGCUAACCUUAAGGAAUUAAAAGGCUUCCUGGGCUUAGCAUCGUAUUAUAGAAGAUUUAUAAAAGACUUUGCAAAAAUUGUCAAGCCACUUACCAAUUUAACUAGAGGUGAAAAUGCUCAAAUAAAAGCAAGUCAAUCCAAACGGAUACAAAUCUCAAUAACAGAGGAAGGCUUGAAAUCAUUUAAUGACAUAAAAUAUUUGCUUACAUCCUCUGAAAUUCUGGUAUUCCCAGACUUCAACAAACCCUUUAUUCUGACGACAGAUGCUUCCAAUACUGCAAUCGGAGCAGUCCUUUCACAAGGGAUAAUCGGUCAAGACAGACCCAUAACUUACAUCUCUAGAUCACUCAACAAAACCGAAGAGAAUUACUUGACAAUAGAGAAAGAAAUGCUCGCCAUAGUAUGGUCCCACGACAAAUUAAGGACUUACCUGUAUGGAGCUAAAGAAAUAAAAAUUCUUACUGAUCACCAGCCACUGACGUUUGCACUAAGCAACAGUAAUAACAAUGCCAAGUUAAAAAGGUGGAAAGCAAGGAUAGAAGAAUAUAAUUAUAAACUAAUUUACAAACCAGGAAAAACAAACGUAGUCGCCGAUGCGUUAUCACGGCUGCCAAUAGAAGUUAAUACGCUAACAUCCACAGAUGAAAAUACACAACAUAGCGCAGAAGAGGAUAGCUCAAAGCUCAUUCCUCACUGUGAAGCUCCAAUUAACGUAUUUAAAAAUCAAGUUAUAUUUACAGAAGGAAAGGAGGAGAUUACACACGAAGAACCUCAUCCAAGCUUCCACAGACACCUCAUUAAAUGUGAAGUUUACGAUAAAGAAAACCUAAGUAAAAUCUUGAAAAGCGUCCUAAACCCAAACAUAAUCAAUGGAAUUAAAAUCCAAGAAAAAUACAUUUCAUUACUACAGCAAAUAUAUCAAGAAAAUUUCUCACAAUUUCGUAUCAGGAUAACACAGAAAGUAGUUACCGAUAUCGCAGACGAAGAUGUCAAAUUUAAAAUAAUAGAACAAGAACACAAAAGAGCCCAUCGCAAUGGUAAAGAAAAUAAAGACCAGAUAUUGGAAAAAUACUAUUUUCCACAAAUGACUAAACUUAUUAAAAAAUAUACUAAAUCAUGUGAAAUUUGCGGAUGUAAUAAGUACGACCGGCAUCCACAAAAACCCAAGUUACAGGCAACACCCAUACCUUCGUAUCCAACAGAAAUACUGCAUAUCGACAUUAUAGAAAUGUCCGGCGAAAAAUAUAUUUCGUGCGUUGACAAAUUCACUAAAUUUGUAAAAUUUUUCAGGAUAAAAAAUAAAUCAGUACUGCAUAUCAGGGAUAAAUUGAUAAAGCUUCUACACUACUUCACUGUACCAAAGACUUUGGUCAUGGACAAUGAAGGCAGCUUUGUAAGCCCAAUAACUCUGAACUAUUUAGAAGGGUUAGGAAUUGAAAUCUAUCUGGCACCACCUCAGAAAAGCGAAGUCAAUGGUGCGAUAGAACGUGUGCAUUCCACUAUUAUUGAAAUAAUCAGAUGUCUCCAAGUAGAAUACCCUGAUUUCUCUAUUAAAGAAAUUGUCAACAUUGCCGUUGACAGAUAUAAUAACACGAUACAUUCAGUUACGAAAAGGAAACCAGCUGAUAUUUUCUUUGGAAGAACACAGAGAAUCAACUACCAAAAUUUAACAAACUUUAAGGAAAUAGUUAAUACUGAUCUUCGAAAUGAAAUAGCCAGAAACCAAAAAAAUACACUAAAUUAUCACAACAAAAAUAGGUCAAAAAUAAGGAAUUACGAACCUGGUGAUACUAUAUUUAAAAAGAACAAACAAAUUAAAGGGAAAACGAAACCCAUUUUUAAAAAAGAAACUGUCGCUAAAGACAAUACCGUCACAAUAACUACUAAAGAUAACAGAAAGAUUCAUAAAUCACAUUUAAAAAACUAACUGACAUUUACUCUUUAGACUCUUACCUUGUUGGACAACUGCAACAGUGGACACCUACGAAUAUGACAGCCCGCUCGUGACGAUCAAACAAGGACUAGGAAAGAUUACAAAAGGGACGUAUAAAAUUAUCCACACUAUCGACUUGGACGACUACGAAAAAAUUACCAACGACGUCAGACUUACUAUAUACCACGAAAUUAGUAAAACAAAUAUUUUAUUUCCACAAUUAAAACAUCAACUUUCCGAGAUAGAUAGCUUAUUAAGCCAACUGCGAACAAAAAAUGCAACUAUUCAAAAGAGAUCAAUCAAUUGGAUAGGAUCUGCUUGGAAAUGGUUAGCAGGAAAUCCCGAUGCCACUGACUGGGACCAAAUACUUUCCACAACACAUGAACUGACUGAAAACAGUAACGUACAGUACACCACAAACCAAUACCUUAUCAAGACAAAUAAUAAAAUAUUAGAUAGUUAUAACAUGAUUGUGGAUGAAAUAAGUAAGAAUAAUAAGGAAUUAUUCGCACAAACAUUAUAUAAUAGGUUAGGUAUCGUAAAAGACGAAAUUGCAAAAAUUAUAAUGGCAACCCAAUUAGCUAAACAAGGAAUCGUUCAUUCCCAAAUUCUAAAUAAAGAAGAUAUCGCAAAUAUUCUCUCUCAAACUGAGACAUUACCUUUUAAAAAUGAACUGCAAGCACUCAAAUAUGCAGAACCUUCUAUGAUUAUUAAAGACUCACUUCUUUUAUAUGUAAUUUCACUUCCCAAAACCGAAGAUACCCUUUACAAUAAUAUUAUCAUACGUUCGACAGUAAAACACCUUAAACGAGUAUACUUAGAAUUCACCAAUAUUUUCAUAUCCCAAAACGACAAAUAUGGCAUACUUGGAAAUUGCAUUGAAGUAGAUGAUACUACUAUAUGCAAGAGAAACCAACUUAAAAAACUAAACAAAACCCAUUGCAUUUCACAGACCCUUAGCGGAGAAAAAGCGCUCUGCGAUUACCAAUAUGUAAACCAAGCUAUAAUUGAACUAAUUAGUGAAGGAACAAUAUUUCUUUCAAAUUUUAUUGGAAAUAUUACUUAUAAUAAUACUUCUUUUAAACUAAAUGGUACUUUUCUCAUAAACUUCUUUAACGAAACUAUAACUUUGAAUAACGUUAGUUACACAAACUGGCAAACAAGUUCCUACCAAAUCCUACCCGCAAUACUUCAGAAUAACCUAACGGAAAAUGAAAUUAAAUUAGACUUAAACUAUUUACAUAAACUACAUUUAAAUAAUGUAAAUGAACUAGAACGAAUAACAUCAAAAAACAUUAUUUCAAUUAGCUCAAGCUUCUUAGCAAUUCUUGUUGCAGUAACACUAUCAUUUGUUUUAUAUAUCAUACUCAAACCAAAAACCAGGAAUUCAUUUCUUAUCCCACCAAUAAUGGAUUACCCACAGCUUACAGUAGCCAAUAAUUCUUAAUCAGCGAGACGCUGAUGCUUAAGAAGGGGGGAGUUAUCACAGCUAAAAGUACAACAACAAAGUUGUCGUACUCGUAGCUAGCAAAUAUACUGAUAUUACCCAAUUCAGCAAUAUUCCGUAAAAAUACAAUAUCAUUGCUCAAUUUCCAAAAUUUACAACGACAGCACAUUUCGUCGGCACUAAACCAGAACGGAAGUCGUGCCGCCGCAAUGUGAGCCGUUUCUCGACCAAACUGAGGUUUGCUGUUUGGCUAUAAUUAUUGCUUACGUUAGUAUAUAGAAAUAAGUACUAGUAAGUAAGAAUUAGUACAUAUGUAAGUUUAUAGUAUAUAAGAAAAAUUCUGUAUAAAAGAAACGUUUUUAAUAAAGAAAUGCGAGUUCGACUUCACCAUUCAAA